This is a messenger RNA of Ctenopharyngodon idella (grass carp), 4578 nucleotides long. Its product is annotated as mucin-2-like. Lineage: Eukaryota; Metazoa; Chordata; Actinopteri; Cypriniformes; Xenocyprididae. The record is from RefSeq and is a predicted model, not a curated record. Bases 27 to 3911 code for a protein of 1294 amino acids. The transcript is spliced from 2 exons.
GUGAGUGUCAAAAUUACAAGUAUUUAAUGUUUUUUUUUUCAGGAAUCUUGAAUUCAUUUUUUUCUCCAGUUAUAACCCAGUUUGCAACAAAUUCACCUACAAAUAAUACUUUAGUUACAACUACAGCCCCUUUUACAGCAAUGACAACACAACUUACAUCUACAACUGAACCAAAAGCCACAACUUCUUUAACAUCUACAACAGAACAUAGAGCUACAAACCCUUCUACAGCAAUGACAACACAACUUACAUGUACAACUGAACCAACAACCACAACUUCUUUAACAUCUACAACAGAACAUAGAGCUACAAACCCUUCUACAGCAAUGACAACACAACUUACAUGUACAACUGAACCAUGGACCACAACUCCUUUAACAUCUACAAAAGAACAUACAACUACAACUACAGCUCUUCUUACAUCAAUGACAACACAACUUACAUCUACAACCGAAAAAACGACCACAACUGCUUUAACAUCUACAACAGAACAUACAACUACAAACCCUCCUACAGCAAUGACAACACAACUUACAUCUACAACUGAACCAAUGACCACAAUUCAUUCAACAUCUACAACAGAUCAUACAGUUACAACUACAGCCACUCUUACAGCAACGACAACACAACUUACAUCUACAACUGAACCAAAAGCCACAACUCUUACAGCAAUGACAACACAACUUACAUCUACAACUGAACAAACAAUCACAACUCGUUCAACAUCUACAACAGAACAUACAGCUACAACUACAGCCCCUCUUACAGCAAUGACAACACAACUUCCAUCUACAACUGAACCUAUGGCAACAUCUAUAACAUCUACAACAGAACAUACAACUACAAACCCUCCUACAGCAAUGACAACACAGCUUACAACUACAACUGAACAAACAAUCACACCUCAUUCAACAUCUACAACAGAUCAUACAGUUGCAACUACAGCCCCUCCUACAGCAAAGACAACACAACUUACAUCUACAACUGAACCAAUGGUCACAUCUCCAAUAACCUCUACAACAGAACAUACAGCUACAACUAGAGCCAAUCUUACAGCAACGACAAGUCAACUUACAUUCAAAACUGAACCAAUGGCCACAACUCCUUUAACAUCUAUGACACAACAUACUGCUACAACUACAGCCCCUCUUACAGCAAUGACAACACAACGUACAUCUACAACAGAACAUACAGCUACAACUCUUACAUCAAUGACAACACAACUUACAUCUACAACUGAACCAACGGCCACAACUUCUUUGACAUCUACAACAGAACAUACAGCUACAACUACAGCCCCUCGUACAGCAACGACAACACAACUUACAUCUACAAGUGAACCAAUGGCAACAUCUAUAACAUCUACAACAGAACAUACAACUACAACUACUGCUCUUCUUACAUCAAUGACAACACAACGUAAAUAUACAACUGAACCAACGGUCACAACUCUUACAUCAAUGACAACACAACUUACAUCUACAACUGAACCAACGGCCACAACUCUAACAUCUACAACAGAACAUACAGCUACAACUACAGCCCCUCGUACAGCAAUGACAACACAACUUACAUCUACAAGUGAACCAAUGGCAACAUCUAUAACAUCUACAACAGAACAUACAUCUACAACUACAGCCCCUCUUACAGCAACGACAACACAACUUCCAUCUACAACUGAAACUAUGGCAACGUCUAUAACAUCUACAACAGAACGUACAACUACAAAUACAUCUCUUCUUAAGGCAAUGACAACACAACUUACAUCUUCACCUGAACCAAUGGUCACAUCUCCAAUAACCUCUACAACAGAACAUACAACUACAACUACAGCCCCUCUUACAGCAAUGACAACACAACUUACAUCUAAAACUGAACGAAUAGCCACAACUCUAACAUCUACAACAGAACAUACAACUACAACUACAGCCCCUCUUACAGAAAUUACAACACAACUUACAUCUACAACUGAACCAACAAUCACAAUUCAUUCAAAAUCUACAACAGAUCAUACAGUUACAACUACAGCCCCUCUUACAGCAAUGACAACACAACUUAAAUCUACAACUGAACCUAUGGCAACAUCUAUAACAUCUACAACAGAACAUACAACUACUGCUCUUCUUACAUCAAUGACAACACAACUUGCAUCUACAACUGAACCAUCGACCACAACUCCUUUAACAUCUACAACAGAACAUACAGUUGCAACUGCAGCCCCUCUUACAGCAAUGACAACACAACUUACAUCUACAACCGAACAAAUGACCACAACUCUUUUAACAUCUACAACAGAACAUACAACUACAAACCCUCCUACAGCAAUGACAACACAACUUACAUCUACAACUGAACCAACGGCCACAACUCUAACAUCUACAACAAAACAUACAGCUACAACUACUGCUCUUCUUACAUCAAUGACAACACAACUUAAAUCUACAGCUGAACCAAUGGCAACAUCUAUAACAUCUACAACAGAACAUACAACUACAAAUACAGCUCUUCUUAAGGCAAUGACAACACAACUUACAACUACAACCGAACAAACGUCCACAACUCCUUUAACAUCUACAACAGAACAUACUACUACAAACCAUCCUACAGCAAUGACAACACAACUUACAUCUACAACAGUACAAACAAUCACAACUCAUUCAACAUCUACAACAGAUCAUACAGUUGCAACUACAGCCCCUCUUACAACAAUGACAACACAACUUACAUCUACAACUGAACCUAUGGCAACAUCUAUAACAUUUACAACAGAACAUACAACUACAACUACUGCUCUUCUUACAUCAAUGACAACACAACUUAGAUCUACAACCGAACAAACGACCACAACUCCUUUAACAUCUACAACAGAACAUACAACUACAACUAGAGCCAAUCUUACAGCAACGACAAGUCAACUUACAUCCAAAACUGAACCAACGGCCACAACUCCUUUAACAUCUAUGACACAACAUACAGCUACAACUACAAACCCUCUUACAGCAACGACAACACAACUUACAUCUACAACUGAACCAAAAGCCACAACUCUUACAUCAAUGACAACACAACUUACAUCUACAACUGAACCAACGGCCACAACUUCUUUGACAUCUACAACAGAACAUAUAACUACAAACCCUCCUACAGCAAUGACAGCACAACUUACAUCUAAAACUGAACGAAUAGCCACAACUCUAACAUCUACAACAGAACAUACAGCUACAACUACACCCCCUCUUACAGCAACAGAUACACAACUUGCAUGUACAACUGAACAAGCAAACACAACUACUCCUACGACUAAACUCACCAUCCAAGAACACUCACAAACACCUGUAACUAGUUUCAGAACAUCAACUUUACAUGGAACAUCUACAACAAAGCCUAUGCUGGUUACCAACCACCUGCAAACUCAGGGAUCAGUUUCAAGACAAGCAAUGACACCUGAUUCCAGGCCGAUAUCAAUGGACACGUCCUCAAUUUUUCCAACCACUCAGGAAAACCAAAAAACUCAUGCCAACACCUUCUUAAACCCAUUUUCUCCAUCAUCUCUUCCCAUAGCCAUAAGCAAUGACUCAAUCUCUUCUCCUGAACCUGUGACCACCACAUUAGCCUAUGAACACAGAGACUCAACUUGGGGUUUAUCCAUUCAACCAGGCCUUAACAAUUCAGAUUCGGAGGCAUCUACAAUCACAGACACCUUGUCAAACAACAUGUCUUCAAUACCAACAGAUCUAACAAACUCACCAUCGCAAAUCAACAUCACUAGAGAAAUAAAGGUUAAUAAGUCAGGAAAAGGCAGCAUUGUUUUUCUCUUAAACACACAGCAAGUACCAAUGUUUAAAACUAUUACCUUUAAUCACCCACUGGUAAAACAAGUCACAAUCAUGACCACAGUGUCAAGACCAUGAAACAGUCAAAACUACUUAAAUGUGAAGUGUGCAAUUCAGAGAGCUUAUAUUUCGCCCUUUUUGUACGUGACAAAUGCAGAACAGCCAAAAGCAGAACUGUUAACGAAAAGAGACUGAGCAUUUAAGCAAUGAACUAGCUGAAAUCUUUUAGUGGUUGCCAAAAACAUAGGAAGACUAUGCCAAUUAUUUCAACGUCAGUCAGAUCAUAUGACUAAGUGCCUAAAGCAACCCAACAAACAAACAAACAAACAAACAAACAAAGACCGAAACAAAAACAAGUGAAACAGGAAACACAUUUUGAAGAACCGGUUUAAUGUUCCAUGAAGACUAACUUUCAUUUCAACAAUAUAUCAAAUAUGAUAAAGUUUAUAUCAUAUGUUGAAAUAUUCUAAUAUAUUUAUUAUUUACAGCACUGUCUUGGGUUGUAGUGAUAUGUAUUAAAACCUGUCAUGUGACACAGACAAUGUAAAACUUUUCUCUUUUCUACAUUUCACCUUUGUUCUAGCUUGUAUAAUACACUGUGAAUAAAAUAUCUUUUCAAAGUUGUAAAUAUAACAUUACUGGAGUAUGUUUUACAAGAAAAUACUAUUAAUUCAAUGUGUUAUUUGCGGUUUCUUAUAAUAAGUAAUAUAAUAAUAAUAAUAUGUAAUUAUCUGUAAAAUUUACU